This is a messenger RNA of Lachancea lanzarotensis, 957 nucleotides long. RefSeq names its product LALA0S03e08020g1_1 (gene MRPL4). Bases 1 to 957 code for a protein of 318 amino acids. Gene Ontology annotation, cellular component: mitochondrial ribosome; mitochondrial large ribosomal subunit. Lineage: Eukaryota; Fungi; Ascomycota; Saccharomycetes; Saccharomycetales; Saccharomycetaceae. The record is from RefSeq and is a predicted model, not a curated record. Gene Ontology annotation, biological process: mitochondrial translation. Gene Ontology annotation, molecular function: structural constituent of ribosome. The transcript has a single exon.
AUGCUAUCGUUCAAACGCGGGCUUCAUAGCACCGCUGUGUCCCUGGCACGAACCAAAUACACGAAGCCUAAGCCCAAGCCCAAAUCAAGACCCCAUGUGAGACCCCCAACGCAGCACACGCACCACAGCAAUGACCUGAGCGUUACUGCACCCAUUCCUCCUGCAGCUGCCAACAUUGUGACCCCAGAUGAUCAUCCACUGUGGCAGUUUUUUGCAGAUAAAAAGUACAUGCGUAAGUUUGACGAACUGGAUAACGAUUCCAGAGCCUGGAGCAUUCCGGAGCUCAGGAGAAAGUCUUUCGACGACUUGCAUUCGCUGUGGUACACUAGUUUGCGCGAAAGAAACGUUUUGGCGCGCGAAAAUCACCUGCUGAAAAACGACAUGGGUUCUAAUCAGGACUCGUAUGAAGCCGUGGCCGAAAAGAUCAGAACGUCCAUGUGGAGAAUAAGGCACGUCCUAAGCGAGCGUGAUUGGGCCUUUAAAAAAGCAAAUGAGCAAUUCGACUCUCACAAGAACAAAUUUCUGCAGGAGUUCGAAACUGACUUUCUAGAGGCUCCCAUAGUUGAGGACGAGGAAUGUUUUGAAAAGUUGACACGCUUACAGAGCAGUGUUUUUGGUAUAAGUGAGUUUAUUGAUGAGAAUAUUGUGGAUCGGACUUUCGUUGACGGAAUGAAAUACGUUGCAAAUCUCAAACUCAAAAAGUUUGCUUCCAGAAGCGACGAUAUACGAGAGCUUUUGGAGCAGUCAAAUCACAGCAUAUCGGACGCAGGCGAAGCUUUUGUUGUGUUUACGGCGGAAAACUCCGAAACUGCGGUCAAAGAAGCUAGCGACGUCGUCAAGGAACUCAGGUCAAAGGGCAACUCGGUUUCUCGCUAUGACGAAUUAGAAACGGUCAACGACUACGUCAAGCAACUCGCUGCCGCGCAAGUCGAAAAGAACGUUGUCAGUGGCGUGUGA